AUGGCAGAUAUCCAGAAUCAGCUUGAGAGCAUACCCGGAUGGGGUCUAAUCAUGGACGCUUUCAACGAUUAUGCAGAGGAACAUUUCAAUAACACAAAUCCAUAUGAAGACAAAGAGGGCAACUGGCGGCGCUUGGGAGAUGGCAGCACCCCUGAUGAAAAAAGGGCCUGGAAAGCGAUCCAGCGCCAGGCAUGGAUCCAUGACAAGUGCUUUCUCGGCCUGUGUGGCAUUGGGUUGGACUUUGGCUUAGGUUUGGUGCCCCUCGCUGUGUUUUUGCUACCAAUUGCUGGACCUUUGGUAAUGUAUGCUGUUCAUUGUCGGCUAUUAACUAUAGCCAGUGAACAUAUGUAUAUUCCACCCAAGAUGGAGGCGAAAAUCCACGGCAAUAUCCUCUUUGACUUGCUUAUUUCUCUUCCGCCUGUCAUCGGCGCGUUUCUCUCCUGGCUACACGGUUGCCUGACCAGAAAUGCGGGAAUGAUUUUUGUAUAUCUCGAGUUUUUGUCGAAGAAAAGAGCACUGGGUGAACUACCUACUUACAUAGGACGAGAGUCGGAGGGACACACCAAGGCCAACCAGCCUGUCAUCAUGAAGCCUUUGAAUUAUUCUGAGCCCAAGGAGAAGAAAUUUUUUGGCAAGAAAAAGCAAGAGCCCAUUCAAGUUGGACAACAACAGCUGGGGACGGUCCAAGUGUAG
Australozyma saopauloensis is the source of this 693-nucleotide messenger RNA. RefSeq lists its product as uncharacterized. The coding region runs from base 1 to 693 and encodes 230 amino acids. NCBI's taxonomy places the organism in Eukaryota, Fungi, Ascomycota, Pichiomycetes, Serinales, Metschnikowiaceae. The record is from RefSeq and is a predicted model, not a curated record. The transcript has a single exon.